AUGGGCGCGACGGGCAUUGGUGGCGGGUGGUCACCCGAGACCGAGUCUGGUGAUGGCUACGGCCCGGAGCCCGAGUUCUUCUCGCCGCUGCCGCGGAGGCGGCUGACCCGAUCGAUGCUGUCGAGCGAGACUGGCUCGGACGAGGAAGGCAGGACCGGCGCGGCUGCCCGCGCGGCGGAUAUGCCGAGGGCGCGGGCAAGAUCCGGAAUGAGGCGGGCCGGUCGCAUGUCGGGGCUGGUGGUUCGUGAGCGGCGGCGGACGCUGCGGCGGACCAAUCCGGAGGCCCGGGUCAACAUCCCGCACUACGCGCCUGUGCCGCUCAAGGAAGAGUACGGAUUGCAGGGAAGACUACCAGUUGGGCUCGACUCGCCGCAUCAUCCGCUCUUUGGCUCGCGUAAAGCAGCCGAUGCUGGCUCGCUCGGCGUGACACCUGUUGUGCCGCGGUCGUACGCGCCGCGAAAUCGUGUGGCACUCGAGCGCAAGCAGCGGGCGCGGGCACGGGCGGCGUUUGGCGGGUUCGGGAGCGAGUGCUUUGACGUCGACUCGGUCCAUAGCACCCCGUCCCGCUCUGCUCAGCCAGGCUCAUCGCUGUCGUCCUCUUGUUCGCCCGGCUUUGUCCUCCCUAUCCGCAACAUAGUCGCCGACGGCGCGGACUGCUCCUUUGUCACGGGCCUCCGUCGCUCUAACAGCUAA
Molecule: messenger RNA, 693 nt
Organism: Thecamonas trahens ATCC 50062
Lineage: Eukaryota; Apusomonadida; Apusomonadidae
Exons: 2
Coding region: 1-693 (230 amino acids)
Source: RefSeq, a predicted model, not a curated record